CACUCCACCAUUUUUGCUUUUUCUUACUGACAAGACUAAUCUGGUUUACUUCGAGCCCUUCUGGAAGGUUCCCCAAAACCUUUUGAAGCCAGCUCAUGCACUUGACAGGAAAUGCUCCUCCAGACUAAGGAAAUUGUUGUCAACUUUGAUAAAGUUCUCUCCGGUUACUGUGGCAUCUGACAACAUGAAAUCAUUUUUGGGAUUCUGAGCGACCUGAAACAAGAGAGACUUUGCCUGAGCUGACUAAUUUCGUUUGUCAGCUGGGUGCAAACCAACCUUUAUUCCAGUAUUAUUUGCAAUCAUGAUAUACAUAUUUGGAGGCCGUGUCGACAAACAAGUGUUGUUUCUCCUCCGCGCCUGCGAUGUCGCUGUGGAAACAAACGUGUCCCGCCUGGUCCUGUCGCUCUCGCGAUAUUUCCUCGUAUUUUGAAUUCCAACAUGGCGACAGAAGAAGAGGCGGUCAACGUCGUCGUGAGCGAAGCGGACGCGGUCAAGAGGUUGCUUCGCUAAUUUUUUUUUUACCGAUUUCGAUUCUUUCGAAGGCGUAAACAGGACUCGUUUCAACGGUGUGCUUCUGGAGCAGGUCUCGGCGGCGUUCGGUCUCCAAAACUCUCAGCUAACUACUUAGUAGACGUCGUAGUAGUGCGAAUAAGUGGCGAGCUUUGUUCCGGAAGGGGGAAACAAACGCGUUUGUCAUUUUUCUGUUCACAUUUAUAAUGUUAUUAACUAUAUCGUCACCACCUUCUGCAAACGUACAUUUCAGUUUUAGCGGAAGUGAUUAGAGUUUAAUGUUUCGAUUUUAAACUCGGUGUGCCAAUCCAUAAAUGCUUUGAUGCGUACAGUAAACGCUUAUUACGCUACACCAUUAUACACACGUAACUUCUGUGUAUUAUUAUUAUUAUUUUUUUUGCAACGUGCACAGUGUCAGGGUCACAACACGUGGAAGAUGUCGACGUCGGUGGUAUUUUGCAUUUUGCGUACGUCUGUCUCAAAACAAGCAUUAACGUGCAUUUUGGGGUCCCCCCCCCCCCCCGUUCCCCCCACGAAAUCCCACGUGCUUGGUUAUCAACUGUAUUUAUUUACCUGCUUGAAAAUGAGGCACAUUCUUCCGAGACAUCGGCAGUGGGGAAGCUUUUUGUUUCCUGGACCAGUUUUUGACGCAGUACCGUUGGUUGCAAUUGCAGUUCAAAAUCAUCCGCUCGGUGCUGCGAACGUUUUUCAUGACGACACAACUUUGAGUGCCGCAGCUGGACUAAAAAUGUUGGGUGCGGAAAAACCCAAAAUUGCCGUAGCAUGUCGAGCCUUCCACGCUCGACGCGGCAUUCGCUGAACUUCCCGUCGGCGGCAUGGACGCGAAGUCUUCCGGCGGCAAGGAAGGCCUGCGGGGAAAGGGCAAAAAUCUUGAGAAGGCAGCCGAGAGUUUCUCACUUGUCGUCGUCGUUGCGAUGACGUGUCGAGCGCGGCAGGAGGCGGCGGGCGACGCCUCGGAGGCCGCCGACACGCUGACGGGCUCCGGGGACGAGGACGGCGGGCGGCAGCUGGGCGAGGUGGAGCUGCAGUGCGCCUUGUGCAGCAAGUGGUUCACCGCCGACGCCUUCGGCAUCAGCACGGCGUCCUGUCUGCCCUUCAUGACCAACUACGUGUUCCACUGCAACGUCUGCCACCACAGCGGCAACACCUACUUCCUCAGGAAGCAAGCCAACCUGAAGGAGAUGUGCCUGACGGCGCUGGCCAACCUGACCUGGCGCUCCAGGAGUCAAGACGAGCAUCCCAAGACCAUGUUCUCCAAAGACAAGGACAUCAUUCCCUUCAUCGACAAGUACUGGGAAUGCAUGACCACCCGACAGCGACCCGGCAAGUUGACGUGGCCCAACAACAUCGUGAAGACCAUGAGCAAAGAGCGAGACGUUUUCCUGGUGAAGGAACACCCGGACCCCGGCAGUAAAGACCCCGAAGAGGACUACCCGAAGUUUGGACUGCUGGACCAGGACCUGGGGACCAUCGGCCCGUCGUACGACUCCCAGAAGCAGUCGACCGUCGCGCCCGCCGCCGGAGGCCUCAACGGUGGAUCCUCGUACUCAGGUGCGCUGGCUCCGGUGGCGGCCAAAGGCAGAGGAGCCAAGCGGAAGCAGCAGCAGCAACAGCAGGAGGGGGCCACGGCGGGGGCCACCAAGAGGACCCGCAGCGACCCGCUGUUCUCGGCCCAGCGCCUGCCCCCCCACGGCUACCCCCUGGAGCACCCCUUCAACAAAGACGGCUACCGCUACAUCCUCGCCGAGCCGGACCCGCACGCCCCCGACCCGGAGAAGUUGGAGCUGGACUGCUGGGCCGGGAAGCCCAUCCCGGGCGACCUGUACCGGGCGUGCCUGUACGAGCGGGUUCUGCUGGCGCUGCACGACCGAGCGCCCCAGCUGAAGAUUUCCGACGACCGGCUGACGGUGACGGGCGAGAAGGGCUACUCCAUGGUGCGCGCCUCGCACGGCGUGCGCAAGGGCUCCUGGUACUUCGAGGUGUCGGUGGACGACAUGCCGCCCGACACGGCCGCCCGGCUGGGCUGGUCGCAGCCUCUGGGCAACCUGCAGGCGCCGCUGGGCUACGACAAGUUCAGCUACUCGUGGCGCAGCAAGAAGGGGACCCGCUUCCACCAGUCGCUGGGCAAGCGCUACUCGUCGGGAUACGGCCAGGGAGACACUCUGGGCUUCCUCAUCGAGCUGCCCGACCGCACCGAGACGGCCCGGGCGCUGCCCGACACCUACAAGGACAAGGCGCUCAUCAAGUUCAAGAGCUACUUGUACUUUGAGGAGAAGGAUUACGUGGACAAGGCCGAGAAGAGCCUGAAGGUCAUGAGCCCCAGCAGGAUGGUGUUCUACAAGAACGGCGCCAGCCAAGGCGUGGCUUUCCAGAACCUGUUUGAAGGAAUCUACUUCCCGGCCAUCUCCCUCUACAAGAGCUGCACGGUGUCGGUCAACUUCGGUCCGCACUUCAAGCACCCCCCCAAGGACGCCCCCUUCCAGCCGAUGAGCGACAUGGGCUGGGGCGCCGUCAUCGAGCACACGCUGGCCGACGCGUUGUACCACGUGGAGACGGAAGUGGACGGACGUCGCAGCCCGCCUUGGGAGGGAUGAACGGGGGGGGGGGCAGGCGGGCAACUCCUUCUCUUUAUUUGGACGGGAAGUUGACUUUGAUCAGUCCAGAAAGUCCACCCAACGGGUUGGUUGUGUCCCUUCUGCCGUCUCCCGCGGGGAUGUUGUAACGUGAGCGGCCGUCAGUUCAAGUCUUUGUGCGAUUGGAACGCGGGUUGGCUGUCGCAAAAUUUGAGUCAAAUUGAAAAACGGAGAGAAGAAAGUCUCGCAAGUUGGUCACUGUGACUUUUGCUCUGAUUAUUGAUUUGACAGGGCGCACAACUCCACACUCUUAACGUCGCGUUCGAUUCCCACGUGCUGCAUUGACUGCGCCUUCUCUUGUACACUUUUUUGUUUUGCUUGUUUUUAAUGGACUGAAAUAAAAACCGGCUACGUGGACGACAUUUGGUUAA
Messenger RNA from Syngnathoides biaculeatus (alligator pipefish), 3535 nucleotides. RefSeq names its product ash2 like, histone lysine methyltransferase complex subunit (gene ash2l). The record is from RefSeq and is a predicted model, not a curated record. NCBI's taxonomy places the organism in Eukaryota, Metazoa, Chordata, Actinopteri, Syngnathiformes, Syngnathidae. Gene Ontology annotation, molecular function: transcription cis-regulatory region binding; protein binding. The transcript has 17 exons. Gene Ontology annotation, cellular component: Set1C/COMPASS complex. The coding region runs from base 1347 to 3125 and encodes 592 amino acids.